Molecule: messenger RNA, 1623 nt
Organism: Metschnikowia bicuspidata var. bicuspidata NRRL YB-4993
Lineage: Eukaryota; Fungi; Ascomycota; Pichiomycetes; Serinales; Metschnikowiaceae
Gene: POB3
Product: FACT complex subunit
Exons: 1
Coding region: 1-1623 (540 amino acids)
Cellular component (GO): nucleus; FACT complex
Molecular function (GO): histone binding; nucleosome binding; DNA binding
Source: RefSeq, a predicted model, not a curated record
AUGGUCAACAUCGACUUUGAGAAAAUCCACCUCAACCAGCUGAAGCUCAGCGGGCGCAUGCGGAUCGCGGACCUGGGGCUCGGCUGGAAAGCCGCGUCCACCGCCGGCGCCCCGCCAGCUCCGCCGUUUUUGCUCCCUUCCGAGGAGCUCUUGGGCGCCAGCUGGUCGCGCGGGCUGCGCGCGUACGAGUUGCGGGUGCAGACGAAAAACCAGGGCGUGUUGCGGCUCGACGGCUUCGACAGCGAGGACUUCCUGAAGUUGAAGCAGGAGUUGCAGCGCAACUUCCACUUGGCGAUGGAGCACCGCGAGCACUCGCUCCGCGGCUGGAACUGGGGCUCCGCGGACUUGGCGCGCAACGAGUUGGUGUUCCAGGUGCACAACAAGCCCAGCUUCGAGAUCCCGUACCUGGAGGUGACCAACCUGAACCUCACCGGCAAGAACGAGGUGGCGCUCGAGCUCACGUUGAACAACGACGACAAGGCGGGCGACGAGCUCGUGGAAAUGCGCCUCUACAUCCCGGGCACCGUGGCCAGCGAGACCACCACGACCGUGCGCGCGGACGACGGCUCCGAAAAGCAGGAGGACGGCGUGGAGGAGGCCAGUGCCGCGUCCGUGUUCUACGACCAGUUGAAGGACAAGGCGGCCAUCGGCCAGGUGGCGGGCGAGGCCGUCGUGUCGUUCAGCGACGUGUUGUUCUUGACGCCGCGCGGCCGCUACGACAUCGACAUGUACCCCGGCUCGUUGCGCUUGCGCGGCAAGACCUACGACUACAAGAUCCAGUACAAGCAGAUCGAGCGCGUCUUCUCGUUGCCCAAGCCCGACGACAUCCACCACUUGGUCGUGUUGCAGAUCGACCCGCCGUUGCGCCAGGGCCAGACGCGCUACCCGUUCUUGGUGUUGCAGUUCACGCGCGAGGAGGAGACCGAGUUGGAGUUGAACUUGGCCGACAGCGUGUACGACGAGCGCUACAAGGACCGCUUGAAGAAGCUGUACGACUCGCAGACCCACUUGGUCAUGGCACACUGCUUGAAGGGCUUGACGGAGCGCCGCUUGGUCGUGCCCGGCGCCUUCCAGUCGCGCUUCCUCCAGGCCGGCGUGGCGUGCUCGCUCAAGGCCUCCGAGGGCUACUUGUACCCGCUCGACCGCUGCUUCUUGUUCGUCACCAAGCCCACCGUGUACAUCCCCUACUCGGAGGUCAGCAGCGUGACCAUGUCCCGCACCUCCACGGGCGUCUCCGCGUCGCGUACGUUCGACUUGGAGGUCAACUUGCGCGGCGGCAACCAGACACACACCUUCGCCAACAUCGACAAGGAGGAGCAGGAGACCAUCGAGAACUUCUGCAAGGACCGCGGCUUGCGCAUCAAGAACGAGGAGAAGAUGGCCAAGGCCAUGUUGGCCAAGGCCAUGACCGAAGAGGCCGACGACGACGACGACGACGCCGAUGUCGACAUGGGCAGCGCGGGCGAAGAUGAGAGCGACGACGACGACUUCGGCUCGGGCUCCGACUCCGACGUGGCCGAGGAGUUCGACUCGGAUGCGCCCGCGUCCGACUCGGACGCCGACAUGGAGGAGGCCGCCGCGAACACGGACGAGCGCCCGCCCAAGAAGAAGGCCAAGAACUAG